This is a messenger RNA of Myotis davidii, 3184 nucleotides long. It is a transcript of the gene GPR174, whose product is annotated as G protein-coupled receptor 174. Gene Ontology annotation, cellular component: membrane. The record is from RefSeq and is a predicted model, not a curated record. Gene Ontology annotation, biological process: positive regulation of Rho protein signal transduction; phospholipase C-activating G protein-coupled receptor signaling pathway. Lineage: Eukaryota; Metazoa; Chordata; Mammalia; Chiroptera; Vespertilionidae. Gene Ontology annotation, molecular function: G protein-coupled receptor activity. The transcript has a single exon. Bases 486 to 1487 code for a protein of 333 amino acids.
CUUAUCCACAUGGAUCAUCUCUGAAGAGUUGCAGACCCACUGAAUACUAAAGCAAACCUUUCUUCUAUGUGAGCCAUAAAAAGAAAACCUGAAAAACACCUGUAAAGUGACGGCUAUCAUCAUAUGGGAAUUAGAAAAACUGCUACAUGAAAUAUUAAUGAUUGAAAUGGGAAAUAAUCAGCUGUUGUGAUGUCCCAGAAGGCCUUAUAACAGAGUAAACAAAGGGGGAAAAUUAUAACAGCUUGUUAUCUGUGCUUGCACACUUAGACUUCCAUGUCAUUACUGUAGACAAAUCCAAAGCAAACAUGCAGAUAGUUCUUUGAAAAUCAUGUGUAGAGGUUCAUACCUUUACAGUAAGGAGGGGGUUAUUUUAUUGUCAGUCUCUUUAACCCAUUGAUGGUUAAUCUUUAAGAAAGAGCAGUAGUUGAUUGUAAAUUUAGGUUUUGAACUACCAUUUGGCAAAUAAACUUUCUCUGAGAAGAAAAAUGCCUGCUAAUAACACAUGUGAUGGGCCAGAUGGAUACAAUACAGAUUUUCGAUACUUUAUCUAUGCAGUGACAUACACUGUCAUUCUUGUGCCAGGUCUCAUAGGAAACAUAUUAGCCUUGUGGAUAUUUUAUGGCUAUAUGAAAGAAACCAAACGAGCAGUGAUAUUCAUGAUAAACUUAGCCAUUGCUGACUUACUACAAGUUCUCUCCCUGCCACUGAGGAUCUUUUAUUACUUGAAUCAUGACUGGCCAUUUGGGCCUGGUCUCUGCAUGUUCUGUUUCUACCUGAAGUAUGUCAACAUGUAUGCAAGCAUCUAUUUUUUGGUCUGCAUCAGUGUGCGACGAUUUUGGUUUCUCAUGUACCCCUUUCGCUUCCAUGACUGCAAACAGAAAUAUGACCUAUACAUAAGCAUUGCUGGAUGGCUGAUCAUCUGCCUUGCCUGUCUGCUCUUUCCUCUCCUGAGAAUAAGUGAUGACACCCCAGGCAACAGAACCAAAUGCUUUGUAGAUCUUCCUACCAGGGAUGUCAGUCUGGCCCAGUCUGUUGCCAUGGUGACCAUUGGCGAGUUGAUUGGGUUUGUUACUCCUCUUCUGAUUGUCCUAUAUUGCACCUGGAAGGCUGUUUUAUCACUGCAAGAUAAAUAUCCUGUGGCCCAAGACCUUGGAGAAAAAAAGAAAGCCUUGAAGAUGAUUCUAACCUGUGCAGGAGUGUUUUUAAUUUGCUUUGCACCUUAUCACUUCAGUUUUCCUUUAGAUUUCUUGGUCAAGUCCAAUGAAAUUAAAAGCUGCUUAGCCAGAAGGGUGAUUCUGAUAUUUCAUUCUGUUGCCCUGUGUCUUGCUAGUCUGAAUUCUUGCCUUGACCCAAUCAUAUAUUACUUCACCACUAAUGAGUUCAGAAGACGGCUUUCAAGACAAGAUUUGCAAGAUAGCAUCCAACUCCAUGUGAAAUCCUCUGUAAGCCAACAUACUACUUCUACCCUGACAACUGAAUUAUGCUAAAUGACUGUGGCCUGAAAUGAAUAUAUAUAUAUUCAGAAUAUCAGAACACAUUUCUAAUACUCCAAGCUACUGGGAAGUAAUCACCAGAGGCACUAAGAAUUUUUUAGUUACACUCUGUCUUACCUAUAUGAGAUAUUCACAUCUUUAUAAUAGAACCUAUUUAGAGCAUUAUACUCUACCAUCAUUAAUGUUGACAUGUCCAUGUAGUAAUUUGUCACCAAGUCUUUAAGAAUUGAACUAUAAAAUUUCAGUGUGUAUAAACUUAUACACAUAUGCUCUCAAUUAGAGUCAGCAGGUUUAUCUAUGAACCUCAAACACAAAGAGGUGAUUGCCUUGGUGUCAUCAUAAGCACUUAGUUUGGGCACUGAGUACUUAGAGUCAGUGUAGUUAUCUACAGGGUGUCCCAAAAAUGUAUAUGUACUUUAACAGCUGAUUUGUCUUUAAAAUGAAAUGCAUUUUAAUAAACACUGCCUUUAUAAUCAUUCACAGUGAAUGUAUACAUUUAUGGGAUACCCUAUAUUUAUACUGGUAAUUUCAGUUUAUAUUCCAAUAUUGUAUUUUGGUUAUAUAUUAAGUAUGAUGGACCAUAUAUUAUUCUGUGAAAAUAAAGUGCUAUAAACAUGGGAUCAUUUCUAUCUCCUGUGUAUGAUUACACUCUAGCAUUUGAAGACUCAAAUAGCUAUUUCCUUCAUUUUGGUGUCAAUAUGAAACAUCAUCUGUCACACCUGUUCAUAGAAUGAAAAUCUGAACUUGGGUCUUUGGUAUGUUAAAAGUAAGGACAAGAAACAUUCAAAUAAAAUAACUUUCUAUUGCUAUAUAAGCUUCCAUAUUGAAUCUACUCAGGGAAGAUAGCUUGCCAAAGUUCAUACAGUGUGACUCAAAUUGCAUCUAUAUGUCCAGGAGGCAGCAGACAGGUGGCAAUUACAGACAUUUUUAUAACUAUUUACAAAGAACAUCUGGAGAUUAAUAAACCUGCCUAGCAAGAGAGAUUCCACUAUGCUUCCAGAGUGAUGUUGAGGUACCUCUGAUAGGUUACUAUAUUUUCUGAGCCUAUGGAAAAAGUAGGGUACUAAUUAAUCACUAAGCUUAGGCCAGAACAAGAAGAUGAAGUAGAUUUGGGUACACCUCUUAACACUUCACCACAUUGUAUUUCUUACUUUAAGAUAGUUGGCAACCUUUAAGCCACAUUCACAUGCCAGAGUAGGGUUUGGAAACAGCCAGGCAUGUGGAUUCUAGUCUUCAGUAAUUUGUUUGAUCUAGCUUUACCUCAGACAUACCAUUCUGAGGUCUAUACAGGUUACCUCCUUUCAGCUAGAGAAGUCAACUCUUUCACCUUUAAAAAAAGUGCAUAAGAUUAAUUUUAACACCAUUGGACACCCAUUACAAUGCCUUGCCUGCUACCUGUUUGGUAUAAUAUUCAGGAAAUAAAUGCAGGAUAUGAAUAGUAAUUAAACCUGAGGUCUAAAUAUUACAAUACUUGCAAAAACUUCUAAAUUUAAAAAAUGCUCAACUCAAAAUAUGUAUGAUACUAGUAUGUUUGGUGGGGGUAACUACUGGAAUCAAAAUUAAUUAUAAUAUCUGAAAUGAAUAGAAAAUUUUCUAAAGUUUUAUCUGGACAAGUGUUAAUUUUGUUUGUUCUUUGUUAUUAAAAUAAUACCCUAUUAGAAGACUGACUUUGUGCUGCUAGCUGCAGUGUA